Sinocyclocheilus anshuiensis is the source of this 2838-nucleotide messenger RNA. RefSeq names its product atrial natriuretic peptide-converting enzyme-like. Gene Ontology annotation, molecular function: serine-type endopeptidase activity; protein binding. The annotation marks the transcript as partial. Gene Ontology annotation, cellular component: membrane. The transcript is spliced from 20 exons. Gene Ontology annotation, biological process: proteolysis. The record is from RefSeq and is a predicted model, not a curated record. Lineage: Eukaryota; Metazoa; Chordata; Actinopteri; Cypriniformes; Cyprinidae.
UGUCCAGGUUUAUUCGGGAAUGGCCUGCUGGAUGCCGGAUCUUCUGUUUCCGUAGCGACCGCCGGGCCCUUUAACAGCACAGACGCCGGGCCGAUGAUGGCCGAUAACGAGACGAUGUCGCCGCGGGUCAUCCUGACAAACACCCUUCCGCAGUGGGACUCGGCACACUGGAUGCCUCGCGCCGACACCUCCUCUUCAUCCUCACUGGCGGGCCCCACCGCCACGGCCCCUGUGGACUGGGGGACAUCUGUCUCCACUGUGACGAGCGUGAGCACAGACGCUGAUAAAUGCUGUUCUUCUGAACUUGUCAAGAGCAGCGAGCUGCAGAUGUUCCUCAAGUUCUUCAGCUACCUGAGUCAACUGUCCUGCUACAGACACAUCAUGCUGUUCGGAUGCUCCAUCGCACUCCCACAAUGCAUCAGCCACAGAGACCGCAGGACUCUGGUUCUGCCCUGUCGGUCGUUCUGUGAAGCGGCUCGUGAGGGCUGUGAGCCCGUGCUGCAGAUGUUUAACGCGUCCUGGCCGGAGUUCCUGCGCUGCUCUCAGUUCACCAACAACACGGGAACGCACGCUGAAAACACGCCGCUCUGCUACACGCCGCGACACGCCAGAGGAAAGCUCUCUGCGUGCGGAGGAAGCGAUCACUUCCUGUGUGCGACCGGAAUAUGCGUCCCCCUGAAACUAGUGUGCAACGGAUUCAACGACUGCGACGACUGGAGCGACGAGGCCGACUGCACUUGUGCAGAUGCUCAGUAUCUGUGUGCUACCGGUCGCUGCAUCAGUUCUGAUCUGCUGUGCGACGGCUACGAUGACUGUGGAGAUCUGAGCGAUGAGCAAAACUGUGUGUGUGACCCGACUAAAGAGCAUCACUGUGGAGAAGGACGCUGUAUUCCUCGAGACUGGCUCUGUGACGGAGAUCACGACUGCCUGGACAAAAGUGACGAGCUGAACUGCUCGUGUAAGUCCCAGGGUUUAGUGGAGUGCAGGAACAAGCAGUGUAUUCCAAGCGCCUUCCGCUGUGAUGGUGAAGAUGACUGUAAAGAUGGCAGUGAUGAAGAAAACUGCACACAACAGCAGACUCUGGGUUUGUGUCCUCCUGGUCAGUCCAGUUGUACUUCAACCUCCUGCUCCUCUGGCUGUCAUGGAAACACGUCAUGUGACCUGCGCAACACUGUCAACAACUGCAGUGGCUGUGAGCCCAUCUCUCUGGAGAUCUGCAUGAAUCUGCCCUAUAACUCCACCCGCUUCCCCAACUAUCUGGGUCAUCACUCUCAGAAGGAGACAUCCGUGAGCUGGGAGUCCUCGCUCUUUCCUGCGCUCGUUCAGACAAACUGCUACAAAUAUCUUAUGUUCUUUGCAUGUACGGUGCUUGUGCCCAUGUGUGACCCUGUAACGCAGCAGAGAGUGCCACCCUGCAGGUCUUUGUGCAGGAAUUCUAAGGAACGAUGUGAAUCAGUGCUGGGAAUUGUGGGAUUGCAGUGGCCUGAGGAUACAGACUGCGCUCAGUUUCCAGAGGAAGGUCAAGCAAAUAGUUCCUGUUUGCUUCCUGACCCGGAUGUGAACGAGUGCUCACCCAGUCACUUUAAGUGUCGCUCGGGAAGGUGUGUCCUCUCAUCCAAACGCUGUGAUGGACACAUGGACUGUGAUGAUGACAGCGACGAGGAAACAUGCGGGUGUGUGGAGCGGGGCUUGUGGGAAUGUCCCGGAGACAAAACCUGCAUCCAUCACAACAUGAUCUGUGACGGCUUUCCUGACUGCAGCCAGCAGGAGGACGAGAAGAACUGCUCUGUGUGUAGCAAUCAUGAGAUGGAGUGUAACAAUCAUCAGUGUGUUCACCGCUUGCUGUGGUGUGACGGCAGGAGACACUGCUCUGACAGCUCAGACGAGUGGAACUGUGUGUCUCUGUCUGACGAGGGAUUUGUGGUGGUGCAUAAGGCUGGGUUGGAGUAUCGGGUGUGUGCGGAUGGAUGGAGCUCAAACCUCAGCAGCGUCGCGUGCAUACAGAUGGGUUUAGGUUCUCCUCUCUCUGCAGACGUGGUGCUGGACGUGUCUGCUGCGGGACGGAGGCGCUGGCUGCAUGUUGACCCAGACUGGAAUCCACAGAACAUGUUUCCUCUACAGGGCCUGCUGGAAAAGCGAGGGCAGAGUUGCCCAUCAUACAAGAAGAUCUCACUGAAGUGUACAAGAGACGAAUGUGGCCGUCGGCCCGCUGCCCGGAUGGUGAAGAGGAUUCUGGGAGGCCGCACGAGUCGUCCAGGCCGAUGGCCGUGGCAGUGCUCCCUACAGAGUGAACCCAGUGGACACAUCUGUGGCUGUGUGCUCAUCGGGAACAAGUGGGCGCUAGGGAAUAUUUCAGCAGCUCCUGCAAGAUCGAGCGCAGACGUGUGGAAAGUGGUUCUUGGCAUCAAUAAUCUGGAUCAUCCGUCUCCAUACAUGCAAACGCGGCACGUCAAAAGCAUCGUCGUCCACUCACGCUACAACCGGGCCGUGGUGGACUACGACAUCAGCGUGCUGGAGCUGGAGACCAAGGUGGAGGUGACCAGUUACGUGCGUCCCGUCUGUCUGCCUGGCCGCGGACAGCUGCCCAAAGCUGACCAGUACUGCCACAUCACGGGCUGGGGUCACAUGGGGAACAGAAUGCCGUUUAAGCUCCAGGAGGGAGAGGUGCGGAUCAUCUCAGUCUCUCAGUGUCAGUCUUACUUCGACAUGAAGACCAUCACAUCACGCAUGCUCUGUGCCGGAUACGAGGCGGGAACCAUUGACUCGUGCAUGGUGAGUGUGUGUGUGUCAAGUCAAGUCUUAGACAGUGUUCUAGGUUAUUAUGUGCGGAGGUUUUAG